Molecule: messenger RNA, 1992 nt
Organism: Talaromyces amestolkiae
Lineage: Eukaryota; Fungi; Ascomycota; Eurotiomycetes; Eurotiales; Trichocomaceae
Exons: 2
Coding region: 1-1992 (663 amino acids)
Biological process (GO): mitotic spindle organization; microtubule-based movement
Molecular function (GO): ATP binding; microtubule binding; microtubule motor activity
Source: RefSeq, a predicted model, not a curated record
AUGUACCACUACUACAUUAUCCGUCAACGCGAUACACUCGCUCUUGCCGUGCAAUUAUUGAAGGGAUCCAACAGGGAAAUCACAACCAUGAUGACGCACGAGGCGCGCCUAUACAACACCGACAGCCGGCUCUCGGAGUACCAGCAAUUCGCGCAUUCGUCGACGAAUUCGAUUUCGGGUGUCUCGGAGAUCAGCGGUAGUACGGCGGCGACGAGCAUGUCGAUGAUGUCUUCUGCGAUGAUGAUGAUGCAGCAACAACAGCAAAAGUCUACGGCGUCGAGUCCAUCGCUGAGGUCGAGGGAAAGUGUUAUUGUGUCUACGCAGGGAAUUCGGCCUGCCAGUCCUUCGCCGGGUGGAAAUGUGAAGGUUGUGGUGAGGGUGAGGGGGUAUUUACCACGAGAAGUCGAUUCAUCCAAGCCCCGAUCACAAGCACGAGGCAAAGUAUACGAAGACAAAACAUUUACCUUUGACCGAUCUUUUUGGUCUCACAACGAAUCUGACGAGCACUAUGCAGACCAGGAAGAGGUAUACAACUGUCUAGGUGAAGAGUUCCUGGACCACAACUUUGAGGGUUACCACACGUGUAUAUUCGCAUAUGGCCAGACUGGAUCGGGUAAGAGUUAUACUAUGAUGGGUACACCGGAACGGCCAGGGUUGAUACCCAGGACAUGUGAGGAUCUCUUUCAAAGAAUUGACGAGGCUCAAUCCGUGGACACUACAUAUCAUGUUCGGGUUUCGUAUUUUGAGGUCUAUAACGAGCAUGUUCGCGAUCUCCUCGUGCCACGAACAGAACCACCGCACUACCUCAAGAUUCGCGAGUCGCCUACAGACGGGCCAUACGUCAAGGAUCUUACGGACGUCCCUGUGAGAAGCUUUGCGGAUAUAAUGAAGCUAAUGAGGAAAGGAGACAUGUCCAGAACAGUUGCGAGCACCAAGAUGAACGAUACUUCGUCUCGAUCACAUGCUGUGUUCACCAUCAUACUCAAACAGAUCCACCAUGACUUGGCGACAGAUGAGACAACCGAGCGAACGGCGAGAAUACGACUUGUUGAUUUGGCUGGAUCUGAACGUGCCAAAGCAACCGAGGCGACAGGACAGAGACUCCGAGAGGGCUCGAAUAUCAACAAGUCGCUGACCACAUUGGGACGCGUGAUCGCCGCAUUGGCUGACCCUAAGCAACAACGACCCGGUGGACGAAGAGUGAAAGAGGUUGUUCCUUACCGUGACUCAAUUCUGACCUGGCUACUCAAAGACAGUCUUGGUGGAAACUCGAAAACUGCAAUGAUAGCUUGUGUUGCACCAUCAGACUACGAUGAGACUCUUUCUACCCUGCGAUAUGCCGACCAGGCCAAGCGAAUUCGCACUAGAGCUGUUGUAAACCAGGAUCAUGUCUCCGCAGCAGAGCGAGAUGCGCAAAUUGCCGAAAUGGCCGAGCAGAUCCGCGUUCUUCAAUUGACAGUCAGCCAAAAUGCAGCAAGCAAACGCGAGAGCGAGGUUCAAAACGAGAAGCUAGAAGAGUACCAGCAACAAGUCGAAAAGAUGCAGCGUUUGAUGGAAGAAAACAAGAUGGUCAGUGAAUGCAAGAUUCGGCAACUCCAGACUGAGAAUGAGGCGCUCCGAAAUCAUUUGAGACUCGCACUGGAUAGUCUGAAGAAUCCAAUUCCUGCUAUUCCGCUGCGUAAACGCGAGACCAGUCUUGGUUCAUUGCAAAGCGAGGAGCCUCCAAUAGAAGUUGUUCCCCCAGAGCGAGACAUGAUCACACCACCGCCGCCGGAAGAAGAGGAAACCAGCGGAAUCUGGGAAGACGAAGACAGCUCUGACGAACAUGACGAGGAAGCGCAUGAAGUGCAAGCCGAUAUGGAGAAUCUGUUGAACGAACUCAGUAUGUUUAGACGAAAGCUGAAUGAUGACUAUGAGCGAUUCGAGAUCACCAAAAUAAAAGACACUCGAAAGCGCUUUCCAUUCGGCAAGCUGGUCAACAACGCCCAUUGA